This is a messenger RNA of Dreissena polymorpha, 3021 nucleotides long. RefSeq lists its product as uncharacterized. Gene Ontology annotation, biological process: proteolysis. Bases 1 to 2886 code for a protein of 961 amino acids. NCBI's taxonomy places the organism in Eukaryota, Metazoa, Mollusca, Bivalvia, Myida, Dreissenidae. Gene Ontology annotation, molecular function: metalloendopeptidase activity. The transcript is spliced from 26 exons. The record is from RefSeq and is a predicted model, not a curated record.
AUGCCUCAGAGCGAUGCCAGAUGGCCAGUGCAGAUGCAGACGAAUUCCUCGGAGUACCACAGGCCAUCCAACUGUCCAGACGCGGCAAUCUUCACCGGAAGUAGCAGCUUCCAACCGGACACUCCGUCACAAGCGAAAUGUCCCGCAGCUGCCAUCAAUCCCACCAGGCGUCUCGCCCGCACAGCCGGAGGAUACCACUUCGAAUUGUCGACAAACAACUUUACCAAAGAGACAUUGAGUGAGAACGUGUGUCGUCUAUUCGAGGCCACAGAGGCUGUGGAAACGGGUCCCACUGUGAGAACCAAGACGGGAAACCAGUGUGAAGUGGCCUACUAUGAAGACCGCAGCCGGGAAGCUGUCUUUAUGGUGUGGGAGAAGCCUGACGCAGGCAACGGUAGCGGGGAGCCAGUGUUCGAUUUUUUUGGCACGUUCGUUUCGGACAACACACAGUUCCUUGUGCAGCCACCCGAUAGCGCAACAGGAAGUCACAGCCUGGCGCAGGUGCAAGACGUGAGCCCAACCGAGACGGACUUCCGUUUAGACCCGGAGUUCGAUCAAAGCAUGUUGGAGAAAGCGACGGAGAUACUGUCAGACGAACAAUUGCGGACGAAGAGACAGGUCACACCUGCAUCAUACAUUGUUGAGGUUUUCUUCGUGAUCGACUACGGCUUGUACUCAUUUUGGUAUAAUCAAACGACGGGCGAGAGUGCAGCCAGAAAAGCGAGCGCACUGAGCAAAAUCAAACAGUUCUACGCAUUCGUCCUCAACACAAUGAAUCUCCGAUAUGAAAGUGUCACUGGUUCCGGAUACACCAUCUCCCUUCGGUACGCAGGCAUCUACAUCGCUGACAACGCCACCGGCGCCCCGUUUGUCCAAGAUAACUUACGAACGGACAAGGUCAACGGCCGGUCUGCAUUUGUCGCCGACACGGUAUUAGCUGCGUUUACAGCCUGGGCCAACACAAAUUUGGCCAACAAACACAAAUAUGAUCACGCCAUGAUGUUCUCCGCCUACGACAUGGGUGCGCUGAAUGGCAACACGUUUGAAGCUGGUGUUGCUGGACUGGCUUACACCCCCGGGGUGUGCGGCAGCCAACGUUACUCCAUUGUUGAAGACCACUUUAACGCCAUAGUUGGAACAGUGGCUGCACAUGAACUUGGCCACAACCUGAAUGCAUCACACGACGGCAAUGGAAACAAUUGCAUUCCAAAUGACAACUACAUAAUGGCAGCCGAAUCCUCCGUGAACCAAAAAGACGCUGCAGUAAAUCUCCGCUUGUUUCGGUUUUCUAAUUGCUCUAUCGCCUACUUUACCAACUAUAUGACAAAGCUAAACACGGAAACCAACGGAAACUGCUUAAAGAACCUGACGUCCAACUACAACACGUCUGACCUUGACCCUUAUCUCAGUGACCUUGCAGGUCAAGUGUAUCCACCGGACAAACAGUGCGAGAUGGAAGUCGGUCCCAAAUCAGCCUUAUAUCGAGCUGUCUACAGCUCCAACUUCAGCAGCAUUUGUACGACGAUGGCAUGCUCUAUACCGGGCUCGAACCAAUACAGUGCAAAAAUUGCCUUCGAUGGGACGACGUGUGGGAGCGGGAAAAUAUGUCAGAAAGGAGAGUGCGUGUCUAUGGAAAAAGCGCCAAAGUUUUCAGACGAGAUGUGCCCGUUCGGUGAUACACCGUAUUCUCUCCACGGAUCGACUGAAACGUGCUUACAAAAGAUGGGCACCGUAGAUACGUCCUAUCACUGUUACAUAGAUGAAGACAGAAAACAGUGCUGCGCAACCUGCGAGAAGCAUCGUUUGGACAAUAUAAAAAUAUCCGGGUGCACCUACGGCGAUAGAAUACCCUGUUCCGGUCUCGAUCUCAGCACUUGCUACACUUAUGAGAAGGAUCAGUGUUGUCGGUCGUGUCCGGGAAGAGCUCUCACCAUUCCAAAUUGCAAGUAUGGAGACCCAGCGAACAACUGCGAUGUUGGAAGCUGUUCCCAGUAUACAGCAGAGGACAGAACAAAGAAUUGCUGUCAGACGUGCGCCGUGACAACAACAACGACAGCGCCAACAACAAAACCAACAACUAGAGCGACGACACCCGUGAUUCGCAAGAUGGCCGUUACCAUGGUGUUCGCCGUCAACACAUCCGCGGUUGACUUUCGCAACACAACGUCCCCGUCCUAUACCAACCUGCGCAAUGAUUUAACUAAAGAGCUGACAAGUGUCUACAAGAAGAAAAUGGGCGAUGGCGUUAAAUCUAUAACAAUCAUUAGCAUGAGAUCCGGAAGUUUGAUCGCAAGCUACGAAGUGAAUUACAUCGACAGCCAGUCAUCAAAUAUGAAGUUUACCGAAGCUAAUAUCGGACUCGUGUCAGGCGAUCAAAUCAACGUUUUGAACCAGAGUGCGUCGGCAUUGUCCGUGCAAGUUGGCAACACUAGUGUUACCAAGGAGACUUUGAGUGAGAAAUUGUGUCCUCUGUUCGAGACCAGCGGAGGAUGUGGACAGGGGUCUCACUGUGAGAACCAGGCAGGCAAACCAGUCUGUGUGCGGGAUGAAUCUUCAGGUGGAAUUUCGGAAGACGUGAAGAUCAUCAUCAUCGUCAUAGUGUGCUCUAUUGGAGUCUUGGUUAUCAUUCUCCUCAUCAUUGCCUGCGUUGCUCAUGCUAAUCGUGCACGCAAACCCGGGCAACGACGCAGGAAUCACGAACGACACGUAUCUAAGAUGACGGACGAAUUCAAUGGGUCCCAAAACUAUCAUGUGUACGACAACCCCAUAAUGACACAGGAGCCUAGAAGGUCUCGGCGCUCGGAUGCACGACCUUAUGCGAUACCCGCCUACGAGUAUCCCGUCGCUGUAUCAAAUGGAAACGUCAGACAUUCUAGACGAACGUAAUUCUCCAGCAACAAAUACCAACAUGUGUUCAGUUUUUGCUCGAUGAUGGACGUCACUAAUUGCUGGAUGAUUGCCAAGUAUCGUGUUACAACCAUUAUAAUUAUGCAUGAAAUGACAAUUAAUAUGCACUGUUCA